Messenger RNA from Pygocentrus nattereri (red-bellied piranha), 2403 nucleotides. It is a transcript of the gene jmjd8, whose product is annotated as jumonji domain containing 8. Gene Ontology annotation, cellular component: cytoplasm. The record is from RefSeq and is a predicted model, not a curated record. Bases 140 to 931 code for a protein of 263 amino acids. Lineage: Eukaryota; Metazoa; Chordata; Actinopteri; Characiformes; Serrasalmidae. The transcript is spliced from 9 exons.
AUUUGAUUUCCCAUACGCCGCGUCCUCCAUUUGUCGUGGUCUCUGUUGAUUGGACGCCAGCAGGCUGAAAAAGCCAGUGUUGGAGAAUAAUGGAGACGCGCAGCAGGUUGUGCUGAGCUGACAGUGGUGUGCUGAGUUCAUGGCCCGGUUUGGGAAGUUUGGAAGACUUUGUUUUCUCCUCCUGCUGUUCCGGUUAGUGGAGCUGGAGGAUAACGGGGGCUGGGGUCUGGAUUCUAGUCUUAGUGAUGAAGGCGACUGCAACGUUGAUGUCCGGGAUGUGAAUUCCAUCACAUACACUGAGUUUAUACACAAUUAUGCCUACACUAAGCCUGUAAUACUGAGAGGAGUCACUGAUAACACGAAAUUCCGCUUCCUGUGUUCCAAGGCCAGCCUGCUGAGCGAGUACAGGGAUAAAAUAGUCCGACUGAGUACCGCCAACACACACUCCUACAGGAAAGUGGAUGUGCAGUUUGAAGAGUUUGUGAAGUUCCUGUUGACCCCUCAGUCUGAAGAUACACUGGGCAGUGAUACGCUGUAUUUCUUUGGUGAUAAUAACUUCACUGAGUGGCACUCUCUGUUUGGGGAAUAUAAAGCUCCACCUUACGGUUUACCACACACCAGCCCAGCGUACAGCUUCGGAAUUGCAGGUGCAGGUACUGGAGUACCGUUUCAUUGGCAUGGUCCGGGAUACUCAGAAGUCAUCUAUGGUAGAAAACGAUGGUUCCUGUACCCUCCUGAUCAGUCUCCUGAGUUCCACCCCAAUCACACCACACUGUCUUGGGUGAAACACUCCUACCCCAACCUGGAGAUACACAACAAACCGCUGGAGUGUACCAUUCGACCAGGAGAGGUGCUGUAUUUUCCAGACCGCUGGUGGCACGCCACUCUGAACCUGGACGUGAGUGUUUUCAUCUCUACCUUUCUGGGCUGAACUCUGAACUCUCCCCAACCGGACAAAUUACACCUAGAGAACUGCUGGCAUCUUUACAGGACCAAUCAGAAUUCCUCAUUCACUGACAUCACACAAAAAGGACCAAUAACAUCUACACAUUCAUGGGCAUUAUUACAAGAGGAGCAGUUGGACAAACCAAGUGACCUGAUGGACGAAUCAAGGAUGAGAAAUUAAAUGAAGCAAUCCAAAGUCAGUGCUUUAUCAUGCAAGACAGACAUAUUCUUUUAUAUUUAAUCGGCAUUUCAGACCAAAGCAGCAUGGGUGAAUCUACAUGACUGCAGUAAGAAAAUGGGGAAGAAAAUUUAAAGAAACAUCUUGAAUAUAUAUAUAAAUGACACAAUGUUUCUCGUUGUAAGAUUGUUGUCCUCCAAUAUUAACAUGCAAUAUAUUUAUAGACAUUUUUAUUGGUUUUAAAACUACUUGAACAUUAAAGGGGGGUUUUAAAGAUUUUUCAAAAUGUCUGCAUAAUUAGAAGAUUAAGAUGUAAACAAAGUCAUGAAAACCACAGUGGUUUCAUGUGAAAUGCUUGGUUCUAGAAAAGCCUACCAAGUCAAAAUUUUCACAACAGUUGUAGGAACCGGACAUCUUAAGAGUUUAAUGCUGUUAAGCUCUCUCACAGAAAGUUAUUACCUGAAAUGUAUAAUUCAUUUUAAAACAUCUGUUUACGGUGGAGAGGCAUAAAAGGUGUUGUAAGGCAAAAUGGUACUCAAAGAAAACGUGUUUUUCAGAUUUACUGCUAUUUUAUCAAUAUUAAUCGCUGCUGUCAGAACAAAACCUCCUGUCUCCAUUUUUGUCCUUUUUCAGUUUUUGACAUAAUUUGAAAUUGCCUGUUUCCCUUUACAUAGUGUGUUAAUUUCAUAAUGGAUGGACCUAAAGAAAUGACCCAGACCUACUUGGGAAAAUGCCUGUUUCCAUUGACCUCAAUUAAAAGCAAAGUCAGUUUUCCUUUCUCUUGUAAAGUUAUCAUUUUGGAGAUAUGAGGUUUUGACAGCAACAAAAACUCAGAAUACAUGUGUGUUCCCAAGUCGCUUUGAUUAUCGUUGUAAAAUGUGAGAUGGUUUUUCACAUUCACAUGGAUGACUUUGUUUACAUCUCGUUGAUUGAAUUGUGCAGAUGUUUUCUUAAAAAAAAAAACAAUUAUCUGCCACUGCAGAAAGAUGAUUAGACUUGGUUAUUUAAAAAUUAAAAUGGCUAGAAAGUGGUUGAAUAAUGUUACAAUCUUACAAUCGACUCUUCAUGAAAAAUAUUAUGUGUCAUAACUUUAUUGGUUGUGACAUUUUAACAGCAGAAAAAAACUAAUCACAGACAGAACAACAAGUUUUACCUCAGACUAUUGAUACACUUGUCUUUGUUUUGGCUUGAAGUGCUUGUUCUCAUAUUUGUGACUUUUGGGUUUAUCACCUUUUGAUAAAUGAACAGCUGUAAAAUUAUUAAUAAACUUUUAAAACAAA